AUGGCAGAAGAAAAUAUGACUCUAGUGACUGAGUUUCUUCUCACGGGACUUACAGACCGUCCAGGGCUGCAGGUGCCCCUGUUCCUGGUGUUCCUUGUGAUCUACCUCAUCACCAUGGUGGGCAACCUUGGCCUGAUUGCUCUCAUCUGGAAGGACCCACACCUUCACACCCCCAUGUACUUAUUUCUCAGCAGUUUAGCCUUGGCUGAUGCAUGCACUUCAUCUUCUGUGACCCCCAAGAUGCUUAUCAACUUUUUAUCUAAGAAUCAUAAGAUAUCCCUAGCUGAGUGCUUAACACAGUUUUAUUGUUUUGGCUCCAGUGCUACCACGGAAUGUUUCCUCUUGUCAGUGAUGGCCUAUGACCGCUACGUAGCCAUAUGCAAUCCCUUGCUAUAUCCAGUGAUGAUGUCCAAUAGCCUCUGUACUCAGUUUAUAGGUGCUUCAUAUUUUGUUGGUUUUCUACAUUUAGCAAUUCAUGUGGGUUUGUUUGUUAGAUUAACUUUCUGCAAGUCCAAUAUCAUACAUUAUUUCUAUUGUGAAAUUUUACAACUAUUCAAAAUAUCUUGUACUGAUCCUACAAUUAAUAUGCUUGUCAUUUUAAUCUUUUCAUCCUUUAUGCAAGCCUUCACCUUUGUAACCAUUAUGGUCUCGUAUGCCCAGGUCCUCUUUACCAUUCUUAAAAAGAAGUCCGAGAAAGGCAGACACAAAGCCUUCUCUACCUGCAGUGCCCAUCUGUUCUCCGUCUCCUUGUUCUAUGGCACUCUCUUCCUCACUUAUGUUGGUCCAGGGUCUGGGCCAGAUGAGGAUAAGGAAAAAAUGCUUUCUUUAUUUUACACAAUAAUAAUACCCCUGUUAAAUCCUUUUAUUUACAGCCUGAGAAACAAGGAGGUUAUAGGUGCCUUGAGAAGAAUAAUAAAGAAAUAA
Molecule: messenger RNA, 924 nt
Organism: Urocitellus parryii (Arctic ground squirrel)
Lineage: Eukaryota; Metazoa; Chordata; Mammalia; Rodentia; Sciuridae
Product: olfactory receptor 5AC1-like
Biological process (GO): G protein-coupled receptor signaling pathway
Cellular component (GO): membrane
Molecular function (GO): G protein-coupled receptor activity; olfactory receptor activity
Source: RefSeq, a predicted model, not a curated record